Messenger RNA from Brettanomyces bruxellensis, 1179 nucleotides. RefSeq lists its product as uncharacterized. The record is from RefSeq and is a predicted model, not a curated record. Gene Ontology annotation, cellular component: Golgi apparatus; endoplasmic reticulum; plasma membrane. The transcript has a single exon. NCBI's taxonomy places the organism in Eukaryota, Fungi, Ascomycota, Pichiomycetes, Pichiales, Pichiaceae. The coding region runs from base 1 to 1179 and encodes 392 amino acids.
AUGCUCUCAGGAUUAAGAAAUCGUCUGAAAAGACACUCAUCUCAGGAGAAUGAGGACCCCUUUAGGGAAGAUGUGGACAGCCGGAGAAAAUCUAGAAGACCAAGAAAUACUGCUUUUAGACAACAACGUUUGAAGUCGUGGCAGCCAAUUUUAACACCUAGAACUGUUUUGCCUCUUCUUUUCUUGCUCACAGUGGUUUGCGUUCCCAUAGGACUUGCCUUUAUCAUAACGACGUACAAUAUUCAGAAGGUUGAGGUCAAUUAUAGUAAAUGCGACGAGUUAGCACAAUCAAGCUAUAAGGAUAUUCCUAAAAAGUAUUACGGUGUUCAUUUCAAGUCAAAAAAAGAAUCAUCUAUGCAAUGGAAAUAUGAUGACAAUGUGUGUACGAUUAAAUUUAAUAUCACAAAUGAUAUUAAGUCAUCAAUUUACUUAUAUUACAAGUUGACUAACUUUUAUCAGAAUCAUAGAAAAUAUGUUGAAUCAUAUGAUUGGGACCAGCUUCGUGGCGAAGCCGUUUCAAAAGGAGCAUUAUCUAGUGACUGUGGAAAAAUGAGAAUACGUGAUAACAAGAUCGUUUAUCCUUGUGGCCUCGUGGCUAAUUCUUUAUUCAAUGAUACAUUUUCAAAUCUGACUGGUGUAAGUGGUACAGAUGAUUAUAAAUUUAGUGCAUCGGGCAUAGCUUGGAAGACCGAUUUAGGCUUGUAUAAGAGGACGAAGUAUAAUAUCUCUGAUAUUGUGCCGCCUCAGAAUUGGUAUAAAGCUUAUCCAGAUGGGUACACCGAAGGCGAUCUUAAUGCUCUAGCGAAAAAUGAGAGGUUUAUGAAUUGGAUGAGGACUGCCGCACUACCAUCCUUUCUCAAACUUUAUGGAAUCAACAGUAAGGAUGUUUUGAAGAAAGGAACUUAUGAAGUUCAAAUACAAAUGAAUUAUCCCGUGACGAUAUUUGGAGGUACGAAAGCAUUUGUUUUAUCUACGUCCAGCAUUAUAGGAGGUAGAAAUAUGGGUUUGGGAAUAUGCUAUAUUAUUGUCGGGGCAAUUGCAAUCUUUUUCAUGCUCGCAUUUCUUGUUAAGCAUGUAUUUACGAAGAAGAGGUUGAAUAGGGCCUUUUUAGAUGAUCUAGGCGGUGAAGGAUUGGCCAAUGCCAGUAAUGGAGAGCAAACUGCAAGAGCUAUUUUGUGA